CUCUCUCUCUCUCUCAUCCCACCAAAUCUCUCUCUCUUAUUUCGCCGGCAAUUUCAAAUAUCAAUUGCCAUUUAAGCUCUCUCUCUCUCUCUCUCUCUGUCCGUCUGUCUCUCUCCCUGUGGAAGCUGUAAGUUCCAAUUAAGUUCCAAUCAAAUCAAAUCAAAUCAAGCAGGCAGAGAGAUCACCAGCACUGAAACUUCCAAUCGAAGCUUCAGGAACGAAGCGAAGAUGUCGUUCGUGGUCGGGCUGGUGAUCGGACUCGCGGUAGGCAUCGGUCUCAUCGUCGUCUUCGUCCGCUCCGAGAAUUCCCGAUCUAGGCGCCGCUCUGAACUCGCGACGACGAUCGCGGCGUUUGCGAGAAUGACGGUGGAAGAUUCCAGAAAGAUUCUGGCGCCAGAGUACUACCCAUCCUGGGUCGUAUUUUCUCAGCGCCAGAAGUUGACAUGGCUAAACCUUCAGCUCACAAAGAUCUGGCCCUAUGUCAACGAGGCGGCGUCCGAACUAAUCAAACGUAGUGUUGAGCCGAUUCUUGAACAGUACAGGCCAAUUAUAUUGUCUUCUUUGAAAUUUUCCAAAUUCACUCUCGGCACUGUCGCCCCACAAUUCACAGGGGUUUCCAUUAUUGAAGAUGAUGGUGGUGGUGGUAUCACAAUGGAGUUAGAGAUGAAUUGGGAUGGGAAUCCUAGUAUAAUACUUGAUAUCAAGACUAGACUGGGUGUGGCACUACCAGUGCAGGUGAAGGAUAUUGGAUUCACUGGCGUUUUCAGAUUGAUCUUUAAGCCACUUGUUGACCAGUUGCCUUGCUUUGGUGCUGUAUGUUAUUCUUUAAAAGAAAAGAAAAAGAUGGAUUUCAAACUUAAAGUUAUUGGUGGUGAUAUUAAAGCAGUACCUGGCCUUUCUGAUGCUAUUGAGGGGACAAUACAUGAUGCUAUUGAAGAUUCUAUUCUAUGGCCAGCUCGGAAAAUUGUACCAAUUAUACCUGGAGAUUACAGCGACCUAGAGCUUAAGCCUGUUGGAGUUUUAGAAGUGAAACUUAUACAAGCAAAGGAGUUGACGAAUAAGGACAUUAUUGGGAAAUCUGAUCCUUUUGCUGUGUUAUAUGUACGGCCUCUAGCUGAUAGAAUGAAAACAAGCAAAACAAUUAAUAAUCAGUUGAAUCCAGUGUGGAAUGAACACUUUGAAUUUAUAGUUGAAGAUGCAACCACACAACACUUGGUGGUAAAAGUAUAUGAUGAUGAAGGGAUCCAGGCAUCAGAACUCAUUGGGUGUGCUCAAAUACGGCUGAAUGAACUUGAGCCUGUUAAAGUAAAGGACGUGUGGUUGAAGUUGGUGAAAGAUUUGGAGCUCCAACAAGAUAAUAAAAACCGAGGCCAGGUCCACUUGGAGCUAUUGUACUGUCCAUAUGGCAUGCAAAAUGGGUUUACUAACCCUUUCACCUCCAAUGUUUCAAUGACCUCAUUGGAAAGGGUUCUUAAAGGUGGCAUGGAAGGGAAUGGAGCCGAUGAAAAUGGAAACCAGAAAAGAAGGGAGGUAAUUGUGAGGGGAGUACUGUCUGUAACUGUGAUAUCAGCUGAAGACUUGCCACCAGCAGACAUAAUGGGGAAGGCUGACCCCUACGUUGUGCUCACUUUGAAAAAAGCAGGAACGAAAAACAAAACCAGGGUAGUGAAUGAAAGUCUGAAUCCAGAAUGGAAUCAAACUUUUGACUUUGUUGUGGAGGACGGGUUGCAUGAUAUGCUAAUUCUGGAAGUCUGGGACCAUGACACCUUUGGGAAGGACUAUAUGGGGCGAUGCAUCAUGACACUAACAAGGGUCAUGCUGGAAGGGGAAUUCAAGGACAGCUUCGAUCUAGAUGGAGCAAAAUCAGGAAGGCUGAACUUGCAUCUCAAGUGGUCACCUCAACCAAUUUACCGCGAUUCAUAGCAGGCAUAUAUGUGUAUACGCCCUUCAUGUUGUCCGAAUUAUGCCAGCUGCCCCAGAGAACCAACUUUAUAAUGGAGUAAUAGAUCAUGAAUGAGCAAGUGUUGCUGUAUAUACAUUGUUUCACAACUACAGAGACAACACUGUAAAUUAAGUUGGGAAGAGACAUCUCUCUAGUAUUUUUUAUUGGUACUAAUUAGAAGUAGAGGAUACAAUAAACCAAAAUAGCUAGAGAGUCCUAAGAAGUAGUGCUUAUUGGGUAGCUAGAUAGAUAGAUCAUAGAUAGAUGGCCAACUUCCAUGUAUGUUUUAAGAAGUGUUGCUUUUACUAUUGGCUUUCGACUCUGUAAAAGAUAUUUUAUUGUGACAUUUACAAUAUCUUGGAAUUUGGAUCCCCAUGCUCUCUGUUUGCA
This is a messenger RNA of Diospyros lotus (date-plum), 2332 nucleotides long. Its product is annotated as synaptotagmin-5. Gene Ontology annotation, cellular component: endoplasmic reticulum. Gene Ontology annotation, molecular function: lipid binding. NCBI's taxonomy places the organism in Eukaryota, Viridiplantae, Streptophyta, Magnoliopsida, Ericales, Ebenaceae. The coding region runs from base 229 to 1923 and encodes 564 amino acids. The transcript has 13 exons. The record is from RefSeq and is a predicted model, not a curated record.